GUUAAUAUCAGCUGUUUCUGACAUUAGUUUCCUGUUAAUGUCAGUGCGUUUAGUAAUGCAUUUAUUUUGUACUGUAAUUAUAUUCAAUUAAAUAUAUACAAAUAAAAAACUAAAUAAUUAAAUAAUGGCAACAAGAAAUUUAACUGAGCCGUUUGUGCUUAUGCGAAACAAUGCAUUGCAAACAAAACAUAUUUAUGCGGAACAGAAUUUAUCCGAUCGUAUGGCCUUAGUUAAUUCGGACAAUAGGUCGCCUGAUAGCGUAGAAUUAAAAGGAAUAAAUGGAAGCAAUUCGUCACCUCCAGCCUGGGCGGAUGCUCUCGAAGAAACUCAAUAUAUUUUAAGUCGUUUGAAAAUAAAAUUAGAUAGUUUAAUUGAAUUGCAUGGUCGACAUUUAACGCGACCAACUCUUGAUGAUACUUCUCAGGAAGAACGACAAAUGGAACAAUUGACUCGUGAAAUAGGGCGUGCAUUUUCUAGUGGUCAUCGACAAGUUCAAACAGUAAAAGCUGCAGCGAGACAUGAAACUCGUCAUGCAGAAAAACAAUUAGCUAUGAGUGCGGUUUUAGCACUUUCCUCUGCGCUACAAGACUUGGGAAUUCGAUAUAGGACUGCUCAGAAUAAUUACAUCCAACAGUUAAAUUCAAGAGAAGAGAGAAAUAGGCCAUUUUUUGGAGAAGAUAGAAUGUUACCUGACAUUUCAAUGGAUUCUUGGCCUGGAGAAUCACCGUCCAAUGAAAUAAAUGAUCAGUUCUGGCAGCCGAGACAGCAGCAAAAACAGGAAACUGUACUGUUGAUGCUCGAGGAUGCUGAAGAGUCGAUGAGGCAGGCAGUUGAAAGGGAACAAGAAGUGACACAUAUUGUUCAAAGUAUAGCUGAUCUCAAUCACAUAUUCAAGGAUUUAGCGACUAUGGUACACGAUCAAGGUAGCAUCCUCGACCGUAUCGAUUAUAAUAUUGAGCAUACUCAAGGUCAAGUUCACGAAGGAUACCAGCAAUUGAAAAAAGCUGACUCUUAUCAACGAGCUAAUCGUAAACUCUACUGUAUUUUUAUCCUCGCCGCGGCUAUUAUCCUUCUCAGUUUUCUAUUUGUUUUAUUUAAAACCUGAAUUUUACUGAUUCUUUUUAUCCUUCUAGUUAUUUUCUGUGCAAUUUGUACUCAAUAUUAAGGUACUUUUGUUUAUCGAGAUUUUUUUUUAUUUUUAUCUUUUAUUUAUUUCCACUUGAUAAUUUAUCAUGAAACAAUUAUCGUUGCCAUCAGUAUAAAUAACGAAAUUUGGUACUUUAUAAUAACAAGGUUCAAAGACGGUUUAUUACCGCUUACAAGACUGAGAUUACUUUUAUUUUCUCUUAUACGAUCAUGAAAUGUUGAUGUAAAAAAUGCUUAAAGACAUUGUACGUUAAGCAGUGUUAUUAUAAAAUUAAUUUGUAUAUUAUAUAAUUAAUUAUUAUUACUUAUAAAAAGACAAAAAAUUAUAACUAUGACUAUGACUAUGGUUGUUAUUAAAUGAUUAUUAACAAUGAUGAUGAAAUAGUGAAUGAAUUUAUUUAAAAAUAUCAACCAUCUUAAUAUCACAGGCUAUGUGGUGGUUAAUUUAAAUACAGAUAGUAUAUUUGUAUGAAUAAAUUAUUUUUUUUUUUUUUUUUAAUGAUUCACAUAAUAAUAAUAAUAGUAAUAUUUUUCAACAAUCGGACUGCUAUGAAUGUUGUCUAUACUAUUUAUAGUGGAUACCACUAGAAAUAAUGUGAAGUGCUAUAAAACACGUAAUCAAUAUUAGUAAUCAUUAUUAUAAAUUAUAAUCUAUACAUAUAUUUAUUCUUUGUACCCUAUUGUUUUAAACGCUUUAAAUUAGCAUUUACUAUUACAAGUGUUCUCUGCAUUUGUUAUUAAAUUUUAAGCAUAAUCACCUAUCAGAAGGCACCUGUAAAUAGGUUGUUGUUAUUACAAUUUAAUAUACAUAAAAAAGUAACUCAAAUUAAUAAAAGCUUUUAAGAUAAAUAUUUAAAAAAUUGAUUGAAUAAAUAUAUCCCGCAACCUACAGAACAUAUUUUUUAAAUUUCUUGAUAUUUUAUAAAAAAAUAGAUAAAUAUAUAUAUUAUGUCUACAUUUCGUAUAUCUUUAUAAAAAAAAUUAAUAACAACAAUAAUAAUAAUAAUAAUCUCUUGCCGAUGGUUUUAGUAAAAAUUUAUGAACUCUAGUCAUUUAUAAUGAACCCGGUCAUAUAUUAUAGAAAAAUACUAUGUAAAUAAAUAAUAAAAACGGUCAAGGAGGCACAAGAGUAAUCUUAUCAUUUGACAUUGCGUAGCACCAUUUCGGCGUCCUUGGUACGAUAGUAAUUUGCUUUAGCAAUAGAAAUGAAUUCUAACUGUAAUGGUAGUACCUGAGUCAAACUCAAUUAACUUACAUCGAACUUAUCAAAUUUAUUUAGAAUUAUUUAUAAAAUCAAAAUUCACAAGGAAUGUACCAGUAAGUUUUAGCUGAUUCUGAUAAAUAUAAAU
Cotesia glomerata is the source of this 2495-nucleotide messenger RNA. RefSeq names its product syntaxin-16 (gene Syx16). The record is from RefSeq and is a predicted model, not a curated record. Gene Ontology annotation, cellular component: endomembrane system; membrane; SNARE complex. Gene Ontology annotation, molecular function: SNARE binding; SNAP receptor activity. NCBI's taxonomy places the organism in Eukaryota, Metazoa, Arthropoda, Insecta, Hymenoptera, Braconidae. Gene Ontology annotation, biological process: intracellular protein transport; vesicle-mediated transport; vesicle fusion. Bases 125 to 1105 code for a protein of 326 amino acids. The transcript has 5 exons.